Messenger RNA from Danio aesculapii, 4824 nucleotides. It is a transcript of the gene trak1a, whose product is annotated as trafficking protein, kinesin binding 1a. The record is from RefSeq and is a predicted model, not a curated record. Lineage: Eukaryota; Metazoa; Chordata; Actinopteri; Cypriniformes; Danionidae. Gene Ontology annotation, cellular component: dendrite. The transcript is spliced from 16 exons. The coding region runs from base 359 to 2941 and encodes 860 amino acids. Gene Ontology annotation, molecular function: GABA receptor binding. Gene Ontology annotation, biological process: endosome to lysosome transport; anterograde axonal transport of mitochondrion; neurogenesis.
CCCUCAUCCUCUCUGCCAGCCCCUCUGGACCCCACACAGCACCCCUCCACACCACCAGGAGGAGCAGUAUGUGAGCGAAGCCACUGUUACUAAUGCCUCACUGCCACUGAUUUGCAGAGAUGCCGAAACCAUCACAGAUGUGUGUAACAGCACUGAUCUUCCUGAGGUGGAAAUCAUUAGUUUGCUCGAGGAGCAGUUGCCUCACUAUAAGCUGAGAGCCGACACUAUAUACGGCUAUGACCACGACGACUGGCUCCACACGCCUCUCAUCUCCCCCGACGUCAACCUCGACCUGACCACUGAGCAGAUCGAGGAGACCCUCAAAUAUUUCCUUCUGUGUGCUGAUCGAGUGGGCCAGAUGACUAAGACAUAUAAUGACAUAGAUGCUGUGACACGUCUCCUGGAGGAGAAAGAGCGGGAUUUGGAGUUGGCAGCACGUAUCGGCCAGUCUCUGCUGAAAAAGAACAAGAGCCUCACCGAGAGAAACACCUUCCUGGAGGAGCAGCUGGAACACAUACGAGAAGAGGUGUCUCAGCUGCGUCAUGAUCUCCUGAUGAAGGAUGAGCUCCUGCAGUUCUACACGAGCGCAGCUGAGGAGAGUGAUGGAGAGUCUGCUUCUACCACACCUAUUCACAGAAAUGAUUCAUCCUUCACGCUCCCAAAUUACCUCCCUCUGGAUUCACUGCAGAAGAAACUCAAAGACCUAGAAGAAGAAAACAUCGUGCUGCGGUCAGAGGCAAAUCACUUGGAGACCGAGACCAUCUCAUAUGAAGAAAAGGAACAGCAGCUUGUAAAUGACUGUGUGAAAGAGCUCAGAGAUGCUAACAUACAGAUCUCCACGAUUGCGGAGGAACUAGCCAAGAAAACCGAAGAUGCUUCCCGUCAGCAAGAGGAGAUCACACACCUGCUCUCUCAGAUCGUGGACCUGCAGAAAAAAGCCAAAUCUUAUGCACUUGAAAAUGAAGAGCUCACGCAGCAUCUGGGAGCCGCUAAAGAUGCCCAGAGAGCACUAACAGCAGAGCUGAGAGAGCUGGAGGAUAAAUAUGCCGAGUGUAUGGAGAUGCUUCAUGAAGCUCAGGAGGAGCUGAAGAACUUCAGGAAUAAAACAAUGCCUCUCAGCACGCCACGACGAUUCCAUUCGCUCGGCCUCUUCCCCAUGGACUCUUUAGCUGCUGAAAUUGAAGGCACCAUGAGGAAAGAGAUUCAGAUGUCUGAUCCAGACGUGGAGGAGCAGAGGUUGCAGCCGAAGCGUGUGUUUGAGACGGUGCGUAACAUCAACCAGAGCGUCCGGCAGCGCUCCAUGGGUCCAUCGCCCAUGAACAUCCCAGGCUCCAAUCAGACAUCCAGCAUGAACUCCAGACGCUCCAGCUGUCUGAGCACACCCAGAUCCAGCAUGUACGGUGGAGAUGGCGUGGAGAUGGACAACCGCACUAACAGUUUACUGCUGGAAACACAGUCUCCUCAGGAUGGCUCAAAUGACUCAAACAGAAAGCCUGGCACUCCUGGCACGCCGGGCUCUCAUGACCUGCAGGCGGCACUGCGGCGUCUCUCCCUCCGCAGGGACAAUUACCUGAGCGAGAGACGGUUCUUCGAGGAGGAGAGAGAGCGCAAACUCAACGCUCUUGCCGAAGACAAAAACCAGUUCUACGAGGACAGCGAAGACGGCGGCGGUCCUCUCACUCCAGCCGACAGCAUCAUGUCUCUGGGCCUGAACUCGGUGUUCUCCAUCUACAGCUCACGCUCGUACCUGCCCGAGAAACUCCAGAUCGUCAAACCUCUGGAAGGGUCAGCCACUCUUCACGCGUGGCAGCAGCUGGCUCAGCCUCACCUGGGAGGUCUUCUGGACCCCCGACCGGGCGUCGUGACCAAGGGCUUCCGUCCGCUGGAGCUGGAGCUGGAGGAGGUGUACCAGUUCACAGACCUGGAGGAAGACGAGCCAGGACAGCAUUCCCAAUCCUCCAUCUCUUCCUCCUGCAUCAGCCCUCUACCUUGCUCUCCUGCUGCCAGACGCUCUCGAGCCAAUCCAGAGCAGGAGGACCAGCAGAGCCCUGCGCACGAGGAGGGUUCAUCUGUUCAUUUCCCUGGUAAAUGUAUGUCUCACAGCAGCUCCACGUACACCUUCACCACCUGCAGGAUCCUGCACCCUUCAGAUGAGCUCACCCGAGUCACGCCCAGUGUCUUGUCAGGUCCAUCACUAGCCUCCUGCGUGAUGUCCAGUAGCAGUCUGCGCUCCACCCCGGUGUCCACCCCUUGCACACCUCGCCGCCUCAGCCUGGCCGAGAGUUUCACUAACCUCCGCGACUCAACCAAGACCACCAGUACCUCUCUAGGCCUAGUGCGCCUCCUCCAGGAGAGGGGUAUAUCUGCUGCUGUCUAUAACCCUCUCAGCUGGGACCGUGCUGAUCAAGCUCUUCCAGCAGACUCCUCAACACCACACACUGCCUGCCCAUUUCCCACAGCCCCGGACACUCUCCCUUCCACCCCUCCCAACUCCCCCAGCAAGUCUAAACCCAGCAGUCCUGUGCUCCCUGUAGACUACAGCCCCUCAGAUCCCCCCUACGAAACCUUUCUGGCCUCACGGCCAGCCAGCUCUAUCCUGAAAGAAGUGCGGGAGGCAGACGAAAGGGCUCAAACAGAGACGCAAUGUCAGACUGAGGUCAGCGUGCUGAACCUAAGACUGGUGGACAAGCUGAAGAAGUUUAGCCUUGCUCCCAGAACUUUGACCCCAGGGAUCGGGAGGCCAGGCCUGGGAUUUGGCGCCCAUGCAGUUGUGACUUCUCCCAUUGGGGGACUGCCUGUGCUGAACUCAGGGAUGAGAAGAAACCGCAGUUACCCAGCUAUGGUUGGGGCUAGUAUGGCUAUGAAGGGCCCGGGGCCACCUAGUGAGGACCUGCUGUUGGCUUCUGGGUCACCCAGACAAACUAGCCUCAAGGAAAAGUGAAUGUUGCCUCUCUAUCAUCCCCUUUUGCCUUUUAUUUGAGUGCCUGUUAUUAAAGGGAUAGUUUACUUGACAAUUAAAACAUACUAUUUACCCACCCUCAAGUUUCUUUCAUCUCUUGGACACAAGAAUGUUGGAAACCUAUAACGGUUGACCUCCAUAGUAGGAAAAACAAAUGGAAGUCAACUGGUGUUUCAUCACUCUUUAAAAUAUCUUCUGUUGCGUUCGACAGAAGAAAGAAACUCAUUAGGGUUUGAAGCAAGGAAAGGGGGAGUAAAUAGUGACAGACUUUUCAUUUUUGAGUGAAUCAUCCCUUUAAGAUGAGAUUUGUAUAGAUUAUUUUGUUAUAACAGUUGCUAUAACACCAUCUCUUUUUUGUCUAGCUCUAUCCAUCUGACCAACAUAAACAGUACAGUUUAUUUAGCAUUGCUACAUCACUUGUUUUUGUUGUUAUGUGUAGAAAAUGAACAAUUUGCACUUGCUAGCUGCAAGAAAAUGUAGCAUACAAAGCAGAAAACCCAUGACAAAAAUAAGUUCCCAGUGCUUCUACUCAAGGAUGCGAAGAAAAAUGGGAAUGUGGUCUUCCGGUUUGACAUUUCAAAGUUCGGUUAGUUUCAUGACGCUAGCAAGAGCACUGAUAGCACCUUAAUGCUAAUGGUAGCCCAGACAUUGGUGAACAAUGAAGUCUUGUUAUUUCAUAUUUAUUAUUAGGUCUUAUUUGACACGUUUUAAAUGCCAUAAUUUAGAGCUUUAUAUCAAGCCUCCUAAAAAUCUGCUACAAAUAUCUUCCGUCUAGUCCAGCCAAUCAAAUACUGGCAGUCCAUAACUCAUUCAAAUGGCUUAUUGAUUUGUAAUAUGAUAUUAAGUACAGUAUACUAACAGCUCAAUCAAACGACUCUCCAUAAAGGGUGCUGUUGACAUGAAUUGGGGAUUAUUUGCACAUUAGCACAAACUCUGCUCUGUACGUCCUCAAGAGUCAACCCUCCAGAGAGAAACAGAGACCACUGGGCUGUGAAGGUGCUGCAGGUUUGAACUUGAAACAAUCCUGUUCAUGUUAAGUCAUCUUUUAACAUCCUAUUUGUUGAAGACCAACAUUAUUUAUAAGUGUUUGUGUUGCUGUACAUUGUGGCGGAAUCGCAGUAUCGAAGACUUGCACAACUACACAUUUAAUAGGUCAAAAGAUAUCAGGUUCAAAUGACUGUAUGUCUGCUGUGGUUUUGGAACCUACUGACUGAUAGGAGUCGUGUGUAAAUUGAGUGAAAUAUGUGUUGUAAGCUUUAAAGAUUUCAAGGGUGCAAUAGGAAUAAUUCAUAGUGCCUGAUUUUUGUUUUGUUUUUCACAGACUGUAUCAUAAUGGCUUCGCCCGCCAUCAUACUGUAUGCACUGACAUAAAUACUGUAACUGUGUGUGAUGUAUUGGCCUAACGGUUUUUACCUGACAGUGCAAAUAUUUGAAGGAAAUAUUAUAAAUGAUGCAUUGUCAAGGAAGCACAGCUGAAAGUGCAUGAGUCCUUCUAGAGAAUCGUUUUAGUUGAGGCAAAACGAAUUUGUCAGGCACAAUCGUGUGCGUAUGUUUGUGUGCGUUUAAUCAUAGCAUGACCUUUGUUGAAUGUGUUUCAGAACCACAGAGGUGUCUGCCAUGACUGAACAUUCAUUUCAGCGGUGUGUUUAUUUCAUCAGAUUACUGAAGGGAUGUUUUACUUGUAUAUUGUAAAUGGUAAAUAUGCGAAUAAUUUAAACAUGCUAACUUUUUAUAUAAAAAAGCAAAAAACUAAACUUGAGGAGAGAAAAAAAAACAGAAAAUGGAAACAUUUGACUGGUGAAAAGUGGAGUUUGUGAAAUUUAGAAGCUCCACUUUGCAGAGGAUCAAUAAACCAGUUGCCAUCA